AUGAUCUUCGAACCUCAUCCUUCCGGUGAGGACUUACAUUCUGCUUACACUUUGGCCGAGCAUAAAAAACUGGAGGAAUGCGGCGGGAAGUUCAAAUUGAAAGGUUAUGCGCCCCAUAUCGGACUACUCUACGAGCCGUGUGAUGAGCGGACGCCAUGUCCUCCCCGAGUCAGCCUGUAUGCUAGGAUGGGCCUCCAUCGUUACAAUUUGUUGAAGGGUAGAAAGUUUGAGCUGAAUCGCGUGGACCAUUACGUUAAAUCAGUUGGUUCUGCUGCUAGCACUUACUUCAUGACUCUGUAUGCAAUGGAUAUGGAAGGAGGAGGAGCCUCUUUGCCGCCUGAAACUUGUUUUGAGAUUGCAGUAUCAGAAUAUAGCGCCAACUGUUUUAUUCUCUUCUGCUCUAUUGCAAGAAUUCAAGGGGAAGAAGACCAAACCAAACGUAGGAGAAAGGAUAAGGAUACUCGCUUGCCUGAGUGGCCCCCAGUGAAUCCUCUGUACGUGGUGGAGAAAUCAGAGGUACAAGAGAAUGAUGAGUGGAUUCGACUAUAUGUGGAACUUGCUGUUACCUUUGAUUUUCCUCCCAGUCGAGGAGAAGGCGACAUAGAGAUUCUCGACGUUUCCAUGGAUCGGAUGGAUGAGGGACUCGAUGCCAAAAAUGCAACCUUCUACAUAAGCUACAAGUACUCGGACGAUGCUUGGCUCGGUAAGCGUUGUCAUCAUCGCAUUGCUGCAGUUAGAAGAUCAUUUGAUGAGGAUUCGGGAAACUUCAGUCUCGUCGGUGCGAUUCUGCCUAAAGAAGGUGCACAAGAAAGGCCUUUGUUUCCCAAUCUUUUUGGCGUCGAGAACAACUAA
Molecule: messenger RNA, 852 nt
Organism: Microthlaspi erraticum
Lineage: Eukaryota; Viridiplantae; Streptophyta; Magnoliopsida; Brassicales; Brassicaceae
Source: the annotation of a GenBank genome assembly